This is a messenger RNA of Fusarium odoratissimum NRRL 54006, 2045 nucleotides long. RefSeq lists its product as uncharacterized. Gene Ontology annotation, cellular component: mitochondrion. Gene Ontology annotation, molecular function: structural constituent of ribosome. The coding region runs from base 154 to 765 and encodes 203 amino acids. The transcript has 3 exons. NCBI's taxonomy places the organism in Eukaryota, Fungi, Ascomycota, Sordariomycetes, Hypocreales, Nectriaceae. The record is from RefSeq and is a predicted model, not a curated record.
GCCGUCGACUUUUUGAAGCAUUGCGACCACGGAACUGGUUCGAUUCUGAAGAGACGUUUGCGUAACCUUUAUAAAUUAAAGGUUUGCGCAGUUCAAGAUGAGGUCUCUCGGUGAGCGUUUCAACAAGCUUCGCGCUAAGCUCAUUUCCUUAAGAUGCGGCCCGGGUGCAGCAAUCCUCCCCCCAGAGGUGACCAGAAUACAUAUGGACUUUGCAACGAGCUUCAAGAACGGUCAUAUGGGCGCCAAGUUAGUCCAUAUAUCAAGGUCUCUGGCACAUCAACUAAUACACCAAAAAACAGAAAGUUCUGGCGUGAGAACCUCCCCCGACUAAAAUACCAUAAUCCCUCAGUUCCUAUGAUCGUCAAUCGUCACAGCCGGAACAACAAGAAGCCUACACUCUCUAUCUAUCUCCGCAAACCCGACGCUUCAACUCCCGCACCCGCUACCCGUUCCCAGCCCUCCUCAUCACGCAAUAACAUGUCCAAGGCCACACCACCGGACGCUGACGAGAAGAUUAUUACCGUCGAUAUGACUGAGAAACACUCCUCUCACAUUCUUGAAUACGUACUUGCCGAGACCCGUGCUGUCCCCAUCAAACCCACCAAGGAGGAGAUUCGUGAAUUGCAGGAGCUGGACGCCAUGGCCAGACAAGCCGAGGUCGACCGAGCACGGAUGAGGAGUCUACGUGAGGAGAAGAAACGCGAGGAGGACAUGCUGAAGCGAGCCCGGGCUGCUGGCGGUGUUGCUGAGGAAGAGGAUUCGUGAAAAGGCUUUGAAUGAAAGAGACCAUAACGAUGCUGUACAAUAAAUGUGUAUUAACGAAUGCCACAUAUCUGGCAAGUGUACAAGUUGGAAAUUUAGAAAGUCCCACUACCUUCUGCUUGGACUCCUACGUUGGUCGAUGAACGGAUUGUUGGGCUGUCGCACACGUACAACGUACAUUUCAAUGUUGAAGAAUUGCGAUUCUCCGAUAGAAUCUCUUAUAGACAAACGACUUCAGUUUCUAAUUGCACCUUGAGAGGUCCUAUAUAUAGAUCUACACUCCCAAAACCCCUUGAACUACCUAUCAAAACUCCGUAAAUGAAAUGAAUGCUCAUUCGUAAUUUCAUCAACUGUACCAUUUACUUUAUCCCAAAGCCCUCACUUUCAUGAACAGCAGUCCACAAUAACUUCUCUAACCUUUCUUUUGACUUGUAUCGUGACAGAGAUAGCAUGUUGAAGCACGUUCGAGCAAUGGGGAACCUGCCUUCAUCCUCACCGAGGCAGGAUAUCUUAAUCGGUAGUACAGCUGCACCCAUAGCAGGAAUUCGAUCGCUACCAGUGAUGAACAGGAGUAGUUUCCGUUGAUCUUGAGAUGUCGCCGCCUGAAAUGUCUCCCAGAACCAGUCAAUAACGGGUUCGGAACCAUCUGGCUUUUUAGUUCCCCAGUUAUCAUACUCAGCGACUCCCCUUAGCGAGUUGAUGUCAAGUGCUUCAUCAGAGCCUCGUACAAGGAGUUCAAUCUCUUCUGGCCUAAAGAGAGACAGGGCAUUACCUCCACAUACAGUGUAGAAACCUCGUUUGAAGGGCUCGAACUGUCUUGUUACAGACACAUCGAUUAUGUACCGCACGUAAAGGUCCACGUAUUCUCGACGGUUGCUGUUUGUGACAGGGAUGCGUUCGCCUCCAGGGCAAAGGGGAACCUGCACCUGAGUACCGUAUUUAUCCAUAUCAAUAACGAAAUCGAGACAGAAGGUGUCUUCCACAUUGCCUUCAUAUUCUAGCAACUGCCGUAAUCCUCGAGCUAGUCGAGGCCGGUAUUCUGCCAGGUCUUCGAGGGUAUAACGCAUGGGAGGUCUUGGGUGAGCUGAUGCCCCUGUACCGUGUGUUGGAGCAGAUGCAAUAAGUUUUCGAAAUGCAAAAGGAGGGAGAGCCACAUCCAGAAUAGUCGAGUUGUAUAUAGCAAGUCCCAUCACGACUCCGACCAAGAAGAACUGAUCGGAGGUUUCAAAAGCGUUCGGGUUGAAAUAGCAAUACUGAGAAUCCUCGUCAUAAAGAAAAAGGCC